AUUCUAUCCCGAAGAUUGAAGUCAGUGCGAAAUGUAGGCAUUUGAUUUAACACGGGUUGGGCCUUAACCCACACGGCCUCGGCCACUCACGCUCCUCUCCACCUAUCGACGGCAGCGAGCGACCGCCUUGGUUCCUCCACUCUCUUCGCUUCUCUAGCUUGGCUCCGUCAUUCACUCUCACUUCAGCUAUCUCGGCUCAGGUAUUCACCUCUCGUUCUCGGACUCUCUUGUCUCUCCUCUUUCUCGACGCAGUACGACGGCGUUUCCAGUUUCCACUCUCGCUCGCCAUGUGUAGGCGGCGAUAAUGGCGACGAUUUCCAUUCACGAUUCCAGUCCCUGCGAAGUUUGACUCGGUGACAAAUUGGGGCUCCCUUAUUUGAAAUAAAAGACGUGUUUAUUUGAAGCAUAUGCAUUGCGCACCUCUUCAUCAAGUUCACCAACAGGUUCGGGGUUCCACUAGAAAAGCCAGCCACAGCUUUGAGACAUGAUUUUCAGAGCUUCUCCAAUAAUUUGCAAGCUCCCUCGACAUUUGAUUUUCAACUCUCUUGCUUUCACGUACUCUACCGCCACGUGGUCAUCCUCGUCUUCUUCAUCUCCUACUUUUUUAGCAUCUACAAGGGAUUCUGCCAUUUUGACAAGGCUAAAUCAUAAAGACUGGUUAACUCCCAAAGAGGUGUUGACUCUUGUAAACUCCCUCACUGACCCAUCUUCAGCCUUUACAGUCUUGGAACUCUACUCCAAGCGCAAGGACUAUAAACCCAAUGAAUCCUUCUACCUCUCCAUCAUCCUCAAACUAGCUCAUGCCAAAAUGUUUGAUGCCAUUGACAAUCUCAUGCACAGAAUCAAACUCGAGAGGAACUGCCGUUUGUCUGAUGAUUUCUUCUACAACAUUAUCAAGGUCUACGGCAACAUGGCUGGUCGUAUAAACAAGGCAAUGGAGACCCUCUAUGACAUGCCCAAAUUCCACUGCUGGCCUAGCUCGAAAACCUUCAAUUUCGUCCUAAACCUCCUUGUAUCUGCCAAACUGUUAGAUAUUGCUCAUGAAGUUUAUACCUCAGCUCCUAAGUUAGGUGUUGAGAUCGAUGCUUGUUGCCUCAAUAUACUCAUCAAAGGCUUGUGUAAUUGUGGGAAGCUGGAGGCUGCAUUCCAAGUGCUUGAUGAAUUUCCCAGGAUAAAAUGUGAACCCAACGUGAGAACUUUCUCCACGCUGAUGCAUGCUCUCUGUGAAAAAGGGAAGGUGGAUGAUGCAUUUUUAUUGUUGGAUAGAAUGGAGGGAUAUGGUAUUUGGCCUGAUACGAUAUUGUUCAACAUACUGAUUUCUGGGUUGAGAAAACAGGGGAGAGUUGAACAAGGGAAAGAGCUAUUGGAGAGAAUGCAACUUAAAGGGUGUUCUCCUACUGCAAGUUCUUAUCAAGAAGUUCUGUAUGCAUUGCUUGAUGCUGAGAGGUUUGUUGAAGCCAAACAUCUCAUGGAUCACAUGGUUUUGAUGCGCAUCACUCCAAGCUUUGUGUCUUAUAAAUUGAUGAUUCAGGGACUGUGCAAGAUUAAUCUUGUGGGUGAUGUUGAUUGGGCUGUGAAGCAGAUGGUGCAGCAAGGUUUUGUGCCCAAGAUGGGGAUGUGGAAACAGAUUGUAACAAGUAUGGUUUCCCAAGGUCCUUCUUUUCAACUGGAAAGUUUUCUCUUGGAUUAAAAAUAAAAGACAUUUAUAACUUACAGCGUGACUUGUAAAAUUUUAUAUUUUAUUUUUAUAUACUAAAUAUUAACUGUAUAUUAAUUUAUAUUUAUAAAUUUUCAAUGUAUCAGUUUUGUUUAAACUUGAGCUUGACCUCACUUUAUUUCUUUCCUCACCAUUGACUGUACCAAGGGACGAAAAUAUGCCAAACACCUUAUUUGUUUUGCACUA
Messenger RNA from Prosopis cineraria, 1903 nucleotides. RefSeq names its product pentatricopeptide repeat-containing protein At3g14580, mitochondrial. The record is from RefSeq and is a predicted model, not a curated record. The coding region runs from base 485 to 1690 and encodes 401 amino acids. NCBI's taxonomy places the organism in Eukaryota, Viridiplantae, Streptophyta, Magnoliopsida, Fabales, Fabaceae. Gene Ontology annotation, molecular function: protein binding. The transcript has 2 exons.